Messenger RNA from Apodemus sylvaticus (European woodmouse), 1691 nucleotides. It is a transcript of the gene Rtp4, whose product is annotated as receptor transporter protein 4. Gene Ontology annotation, cellular component: cytoplasm. The transcript is spliced from 2 exons. The record is from RefSeq and is a predicted model, not a curated record. The coding region runs from base 96 to 821 and encodes 241 amino acids. NCBI's taxonomy places the organism in Eukaryota, Metazoa, Chordata, Mammalia, Rodentia, Muridae. Gene Ontology annotation, biological process: protein insertion into membrane; protein targeting to membrane; detection of chemical stimulus involved in sensory perception of bitter taste. Gene Ontology annotation, molecular function: olfactory receptor binding.
GAGGAAACUGAAACUGUUCUUUGUUAUCUUUCUCCCAGACUAGAGAGACAGCAAGCUGCUUUCUAGGCCACUAGCCUCAGCUUCCGUGUUUGAGAAUGCUGUUCUCUGAAGACUUCAGCUCUUGGGAGCAGACAUUUCAGGAACUGAUCCGGGAGGAGGUGCCUGGUGCCAAGUGGACCCUGCAUUUGGAUAAGAACAUUGUACCAGAUGGUCUAACCCUGGGAUGGAGGCAGUACCAGCAGACAGUACUUGGCAGGUUCCAGUGUUCCAGAUGUUAUAGAAGUUGGACCUCUGCUCAGGUGAAGAUCUUGUGCCAUGUGUACCAGGACACUUCGACGUCACAGGGCCGGGUACUCAUGAGGAUCUUUGGUCAGAAGUGCCAGAAAUGUUUUGGGUCUCAAUUUGAGAAUCCUGAGUUCUCUGCAGAGUGCAUCAAAAGGAUUCUAAAUAACCUCGUUAGUUAUAUUCUGCAGAAGUGCUAUGGACACAGGAAGAUAGCAUCGAUCUCGAAUGCGUCUUUGGAUGAGAAGGUGCUUUUGGAUGGGCCCCAUGACACACUCAAUUGUGAGGCAUGCAGUCUGAACCCUCAUGGAAGAUGUGCCCGUGCACACAGAGUAAGACCACCUAGAUCCCCAUCUCCAUCACCAAGCAGCCACAGUUCCUCUCCACCAAAGAGCCGCCCUCCUUCAUCUCAGACUGGGAAUAUGGAUUUGGGGAAUAGGACUUUUCAGGAUCUCAGAGAGCCCCGUGAGAUAGGGCUACCACUAUUACUGAUUUUGGGUACUGCUGCACUUGCCCUUAUUAGUCACUUCAUUAGAUAAUAGCUUUAUAAACUUGUUUUAAUCCUGUGCUGAUCAAUAAAAUGGAUGUCGUUUCCAUAUGACAGGGAAUUCAUGUGGGAUCAAGCAAGGUCGACUAUAUAGAAUAAAGAAUAAAGGUGCUGCUUUCGUCAACAUGCUCUGAAAAUAGCCUAAACCAUGACCACACCCAAUAGACCAAGGACAAAUUUGACCUAAGGACAAAUUUGUAUUGAAUCCCUAAAGUGUCCGCACUAGCUUGCUCACUUACUGUUCUCAAGCUAUGUUGAUUAAAUCUUGGUGAUAACUGUCAAGUGUGUUAUGAAAUAUAAAGUGGCAGCCAGAGUAAGGGAGUACCAGGUGGGCCCCUGCCAAGGUGUCGCCCUGAGAAAUAAUGCCAUGUGACAGAGCUGGUAAGGGAGUUUUAUUGUGGGGAAAGGGAGAGCAGAGACCUGGAGAAGUGGGGAGUAGAGCUAUGGGGACAGAGAAGGGGGGGGGGGACAGAGAAAGACAGAGAGAUGCUGGCCAGAAACACAUGGGAACAAGGAAAGAGGAAAAGGGAGGAGGAGGGGGAGGAGGGGAUGAAGAGUUAGCAGUCUUCUAUAGGCUGCCCCUGCAGCACCUGGCUCAAAACGCUGGGCAGCAGAUGAUGGUGUAGGCCUAGGUUCCUAGAAGAAGCCUAGUGGAAUCUUCUGUUAACUAACAACUAGGAUUGUUGUAAAUUUUCUAUGGCAGACUGGGUAAUGCUCCCCCCACCAAAAAUGCCCUUCCCCAUAGCUUCUAGAUUUUGUUAAUAAACUGUAUUUGUUGGAAGAAUGGACUUUGUAGACAUGAUUAAUUAGGAGAUUUUGAGGUAAGUCAUCUUGCUUUAUUGGAAUAAAUAAUAACAGAAGA